UGGGUUUUUGUAGCUCCUCGAUUGGUUAACCGGGUCACGUGGCCUCUGGUCUUCAGGACUUCCUACACGCGUGUCUUUAUUUGAAAAGCGCCUCAGUUAUCUACAAUUGAAACACUACGAUCAAGUCCGUGUCAUGGGAGAUAAGACAAGUCCUACGAGGCCAAAGCGACAACCAAAGGCCAGCACUGAUGACGGCUUCGGCCACUGGGACUGCAGCGUGUGCACGUUCAGGAACAGCGCAGAGGCGUUUAAAUGCCUCAUGUGUGAUGUGAGGAAGGGCACGUCCACGAGGAAACCACGGCCUCAAGUAAAUCAGCACUUUGCACCACCCACACAUCACAGAAAAGACAAGAAAGGAAGGUUUGACAAAGACAGAAGUGAAAAAGAGCCUUCACUGAAAAGGAAGCACUUCAGAAAGACAAGACCCAGAUUAAAAAACAUUGACAGGAGCAGUGCCCAACAUCUAGAGGUAACCGUUGGCAAGUUGACUGUAAUAAUCACAGACUUUAAGGAGAAAGUGAGGCCCAGUGCCACUUCAGUGGACCAGCCCAACUCCAGCAGCUCAAGCUCUGACCACACAGAGGCAGCAGCUUCUCAAUACUCCUCUCCGCACAGAGACAGCUCCUCAGGAAACAAAGACACUCACUGACUGCCAGCCUGCAAUGGAUUCUACGCAAGUUCAACAUGCACUAACUGUUUCACUACUGAGUCAAUAAUAAGGCUGUAUAAAACUUUCAUUUCCAUUUCCUUCUCAGGAUGACAAGUCAUAUGGACAUUACAGCUAUUACAGGGUUAAGAAUAAUGUGCCUGUUUAAGUCAAUGAUAUGUUAAAAACACAGCUGUUAUGCAUAUAGAGCAUUAAGUAGCAAAAACACAUUUGCUAGAAUUUGUUUUUGUUUUAUUUUGUUUCUUUGUUUGUUUUUUUGCACUUGAAUGUAGCCUAUGUUAUGUCCUUCAUUAGCAAGUUAUAUUUUUUGUUUUUAUUGCUGCAUUUAUUUAUUCCAAAGAACC
This is a messenger RNA of Boleophthalmus pectinirostris (great blue-spotted mudskipper), 1011 nucleotides long. RefSeq names its product YY1-associated factor 2-like. Gene Ontology annotation, biological process: positive regulation of DNA-templated transcription. The coding region runs from base 134 to 649 and encodes 171 amino acids. NCBI's taxonomy places the organism in Eukaryota, Metazoa, Chordata, Actinopteri, Gobiiformes, Gobiidae. Gene Ontology annotation, cellular component: nucleus. The record is from RefSeq and is a predicted model, not a curated record. The transcript has 4 exons. Gene Ontology annotation, molecular function: DNA binding; transcription coregulator activity.